UUUUGGCGGGCUUUUUUGGGUGAUGAGUGGAGUGAGGAGGGAUUUUUACAAUUCGUUCUUAUUAAUUUGCGGCCAAAUGCGACUGCUGCAGAAUAUGAAAAUGAGUAGUACACAUCCAUACGAGAAGAUCACUAGGUCAGUUUAUAAAAAGCAUGUUAUAGAUAUUAAAAGUCCCGACGCGAUUCUCCAGGCUGCUAACCUGCUUGAAUCUGGCAAAGUAAUUGGCCUUCCAACGGACACCGUGUACGGGUUAGCUUGCAGUGCGAACGACCCAACCGCGAUCAAAAAGUUGUACGACAUAAAAGGAAGAAUCUGUACCAAACCGAUAGCGAUUUGCGUUCCAGAAGUUAAGGAUGUUUUGUACUGGGGCAAAGCCGAUCAUUUACCGAUGGGGUUGUUGCAAGAGUUGCUCCCGGGAGCGGUCACCAUUGUGGUGAAAAAGUCUCACUACUUGGACAAUCCAUUCCUCAAUCCGGGGGUAGAAAAAAUAGGAAUUCGAGUACCAAAAUUUAAUUUUAUUAGACAUGUAACCAAACAGUUUAAGGCACCGAUGGCGUUGACUUCGGCAAACUUUAGCUCCCAAAAGAGCACACUUGAGAUAACCGAGUUUAAGGCAUUGUGGCCAGAGCUGGGUGCGGUGUUCGACGGUGGCCAGCUCGGGCAGUCCGAGGAACAACGGGCAGCGUCCACCGUGAUUGACCUUUCAGAGCCACGAAAGUUUGAGAUAAUUCGAACGGGAGUGGCCAUCAAGCGCACCAUUGAACUACUAAAGCGCUACCGUUUCGAAGAGAUCGUAAAGAGAGCUACGUGAGACUCGGAAAUCUUGUUUUAUCAACAGACGAGGAACAUAUGAAUUUUAAAUAUUUGAAAACGGAUGUAAUCUUAGUUUAAUUUUGAAAAUUGUACUUACCACGAACACUUUUUUUUCUUCAAAAUGAAACAAAUUCUAUGAAAUUGCAUUUUUGAAAGGCUUUUAAAUCCUGGAAAAACGACGACGUCGUCGUUCGUUUUUGCUUG
Culex quinquefasciatus (southern house mosquito) is the source of this 1017-nucleotide messenger RNA. RefSeq names its product yrdC domain-containing protein, mitochondrial (gene Tcs1). Gene Ontology annotation, biological process: regulation of translational fidelity. Bases 23 to 811 code for a protein of 262 amino acids. The record is from RefSeq and is a predicted model, not a curated record. Gene Ontology annotation, cellular component: cytoplasm. Gene Ontology annotation, molecular function: nucleotidyltransferase activity; double-stranded RNA binding; tRNA binding. The transcript has a single exon. NCBI's taxonomy places the organism in Eukaryota, Metazoa, Arthropoda, Insecta, Diptera, Culicidae.